GAUACUUUGUACUGUUUGUUAUUCACAGGAUAAACUGCUUCACUCUGCCAGAAUUUGCAGCAAACAGCAAUGGAGCUGUUCGAAAUAAUAAGGAAUAAUUCGAUCAUUUAUUUUGAUCCACGUCGCCUUUAUCAUUUAAUAGCAGUAUUUUCGUUAGUAACGGUAGCAUUUAAAUUGUCGAAACUGUUUAUUAAUAGAAAACAGGCGCUUAAGAUCCUCGAAAGCUUCCCUGGACCUCCAGCGCAUUGGCUUUACGGGCACGUACAUGAGUUUCCACAGGAUGGGGAUGAUUUAGACAAGACUGCAAAAUGGGCAGACCGGUACCCAUAUGCUUUUCCAUUAUGGUUUGGACCUUUUGUACCAUUCUUGAACAUUAACCACCCUGAAUAUGCAAAAACUAUCCUUUCAACUACAGAACCAAAGGAUGACAUUUUAUAUAGAUUCCUUAUUCCAUGGAUAGGGGAAGGUUUGCUUGUGACUGACAAACAGAAAUGGUUUAGGCACAGAAGACUUUUGACACCUGGAUUCCAUUAUGAUGUCUUAAAGCAAUAUGUAAAACUGGUAGCUGAUUCUACAAAAAUCAUGCUGGACAAAUGGGAAAAGUAUACUGGAAAAGAGGAGUCUUUUGAAGUGUUUCAGCAUGCUAGCCUAAUGACGCUUGACAGUAUUAUGAAGAGUGCAUUCAGCUACACUAGCAACUGUCAGACUGAGAGUGGUACAAACAUGUAUAUUAAGGCAGUCUAUGAGAUGUGCAACAUAAUAAACCUCCGAUUCAGGUUCUUCCCUUAUCACAGUGAAAUUCUUUUUUACAUCAGCAAUCUUGGCUACAGGUUUCGGAAAGCGUGCAAGGUAGCACACCAACACACAGAUGAAGUGAUAAAGCAAAGGAAGGAAGCCCUAAAGGAUGAAAAAGAACUUGACAAGAUUCAUAAGAAGAGAAACUUAGACUUUCUUGAUAUCCUACUUUGUGCAAGAGAUGAAGAAAAUAAGGGCCUUUCUGAUGAAGACAUUCGGGCAGAGGUAGACACUUUUAUGUUUGAGGGACAUGACACUACUGCUAGUGGGAUUUCCUGGAUCCUGUACAGCCUGGCAUCAAAUCCAGAACACCAGAAAAAAUGCAGAGAGGAAGUUCUCGUGGCUUUAGAAGGGAAAGACACCGUGGACUGGGAUGAUCUUAGUAAAAUACCAUACACAACAAUGUGUAUAAAGGAAUCACUCCGCCUAUACCCCCCUGUGCCAGGGAUAUCCCGGAAACUCACCAAACCCAUGACAUUCUUUGAUGGACGAACAGUUCCCGAAGGUUUUAUUUUAGGAAUAAGCAUCUACAGCAUUCAUAGGAAUUCUAGUGUUUGGGAAAAUCCAGAGGUAUUUGAUCCUCUGAGGUUUUUACCUGAAAACUGUGCCAAACGACAUCCCUAUGCUUUUGUUCCUUUCUCUGCAGGACCAAGGAACUGUAUCGGACAGAACUUUGCCAUGAAUGAGAUGAAAGUUGCGGUAGCAUUAACCCUGAAGCGCUUUGAACUGGCAGUUGAUCCAAACAAGACUCCAAAGAAGAUUCCUAAGCUGGUUCUUCGUUCACUCAAUGGGAUACACCUAAAAAUCAAACAUGCUUCAAGAAAAACCUGAAUUCAAACCUUGUAACUGUACUGACAAUUUUUUCAUUAUUCUGCCUUUCUAAAAUAGAAGUAAAAUAGAAGUACAGGUGUAAUUUAGUUUAAAAACUCAGGUUUGUUUUGAUUUGAUAUAUGGUAACUUGCAAAUUUACUCCUGUAAAGUUUCCACAUUUCUUGCUAUCUAAACUUUUAAUCAUGGUAUUUUCAAAGGAAUUUAUAAUCUACACCAAACAAAUCCAAAUAAAUAAAUGCUGAAAAUGUGGGAAUAAAAUGAGAUUUGGAAAAACAAAAUGUUUCUCAAUUGCAUAAGUAUUCAUCCUCUUUGCUAUGGCCACCCUAAGACUGUUUGGGUGCAAAAGCAUAGUUUGUGAGGUCACAGAAUUAUUGUCUCAAUGUAAUCAAAUUCUUUAACUUGACUAUAGAGUUAUCUGUCUCUGUAACAUUCCUUGGACAAAGAUUCAAUUUCAAGCCAUAACGCAUGUAGUGAUAUGACAAAUUGACCAGAAAGACUAAGGAGCUUUCAAAACAAAUCAGGUAUACAAUGUGCUUCUGUAGUUUGGUGAAAUUGUACUAACAAAGAAACAAGCCAACAAAUAUAAAGGGAAAGCAUAUUUCAUACUUUGGUGUUAAUUCAGUUGGUUAAGGAAAUGACAGUACUAGCCAACGGUCACAACCUCCCUUACUUAUGAUGACUGAACCAAAGAGGAUGCUGCAACAGUGAAGUUAAAGUGAAGAUAGGGGUGCUAAAAAAGAUGUGUGUAGAGUUUUGCAAGAACUGAGGAGAACACACAUGUAGCACAGAGUGAAUGAGAAGCUCUUAUGAUGCAGGCUUGAGUUUGUUUGGUUGAGUAGAUUUGGAUAUGCAUUGUUUCAGCUUUUCUCUAAAGAAGAAUGAAGUGUCUAAGAAGCAUGUAUGAUGCAGGUGAUGGAAUGCAACUUUCAGGGUAGAGUGUCAGCGACCAGGAUGGGCUCCUAUAGGGACAGAGAUAAAGGAGGAUUGAAAAGAGGAGAGACAAAACUAUACAAUUAGAGACUGGAGCGGACUGCGUACUUGAUCAGAAAGAUAAAGAAGAAAGGGGGGUGGGAAGAUCAAGCAUGAUCCAGAGAACAGAGAAGGUGGAGAGAGAGACAAAGUAACUGCUGUUCCAAAGGUCCAGGAAGGGAUAAGGGGAACUGAAUAAAAAAACAGACACCCCGGCAGAGACAAAGUCUGUUGUUUUCUGUGGAGAAACAGGUGGAAGUGCUGCUUGUGUUAGAAAUUCCAAAUUUGAGAUACAUCUGCCUCCAACAUUACCAUAAUUUUAGUGCUAAAAAGAUGAGAACAAAGUUGUGGGCAUUUAGCAGUAUUUAUAUGUAGGGGAGCAGUAGUGUGAAUUUUACUUCAUCCAAAACAUUUAUUAAACCAUUAAUGGCACAGAUCAAAAGGAGUUUCUUUAAAUUCUUCAGGCAUAUGACAGGAGAUUUUAUGGUUAGAUGAAACAUAGAUUUUUGCCUAAGUCAAAGCAUUACAUCUUUUGCAUCACCAUGUUAACUCCAUCCUUACUGUUGAGCAAGGAGGUUUUAGCAUCAUGUUGUGGGAAUAUUUCUUAUUUUUAUGGUUUUAGGAAGCUUGUUGUAAGAAACAGGUAGGGAAAAUGGAUGCUACACAUUACAGGCAAGAGACAAGAGAGUGUGGUUGAAUUACUCAUGAAUUAUAAACUGGGUAGGAAAUGGACUUUUCAGUGGGACAAUGUCCUGAAACAAGGCCAAAGCAAGACUGAAUAGGUCUAGCAAUAGGCCAGUGAAUGUAGUCAAGUGAAAAUCCUGACAUCCAAAAGAAAAUGAAUGGUGACUCUUGAAAUCAUUAAAUCUUCUCGAAAAACCUGCAGCAUUUUUCUCAGAUAAUAUUGGCAAUACUACAGUAUUCCACUGUAGAAAUUUGUGGAGAUCUGUCCAAAAAUAUUAAUGGUGCUACUGUAUAUCAACACAGGGGCUGAAUACCUAUAUGCUAUCAGUGAUUUUUUUCUGUGUACAUCUUUACAGGUUCUUGCUGACAUUUAAACAUUUCUUAACUAUUUUGUAUUUAAUUAUUAUAGUGAAAGGGCAGGGAAUGUACUAUAAAUUGUUGCUAAUGUGCUAAUUUUCCAAAAAUUAAGUAGUUAAUGUUAAUACCUUACUGCAUAUUUAAUCUUUGUAUAAAAACCCAAUUAUGCUAACAUUAAAAUCAGAUGCAAAAAUGAAAUUGAUUUUUGGUUUUGCAUUUAUAUUUGUAUUUGGAAUUUAUGGUGACACAAAGGCUUGACUGUACAUGGGUUUUGAAGUUAAGAAGACAGGAAUCUUUUGUAUAAUGAUUCCUUGUGUUAGCUAUGUCAGCUAUGUGGAUAGGUCUAUAUGCAUUUACAUUGACUUCCUCAUAAGUGGCGAAUUCAAGCCCUUAAGGUAGAAAAAAAUCAGGUUCUAUAGGCCGGUUUAAAUUCUGAACUUGGGAAUCUGGGAAAAAAUACAUUUGAACAAAAGAUUAGAAAUAACUGUUGUACAAAACUAAUUCCCUGUGGUUUAAGUACUAGACUAAACAUCCCAGCUGUUAAUUACUCCUGCUGUAAAGCUGCUGAAAAUCUGAUGCUGCAACACCAUACAGUACCUACCUUAAUAAAAAAUGUUAUUAUUUAUUAAUUAUCCUCCAUGUUGAUGCUAGUAACCUAAUACCAAAAGAAUGUAUGUAAUGUAUGAUAUAAUUUGCAUUGAAAAAGAAAUUUCAAAUUGUCUUCCUUGUUUGUUAUUGAAUCAUACUUUAUUCAUCUUUAUCAAGUGGUUCACCAAUUUCUUUGAAGAGUGAGAUUGUUUUUUAAAAAAAUCAGAAAUUGCUUGUGUAGUGUAUAUUGGCCGGGAAUUUCAAUAAUCUAAAGAAAAAAUUAAUGCUGUGGUGAAAUCAUUUUAAUUAAAUAAUUAUUUUUUUCACAAUUAUUUAAAAAUGAUUUGAUAAUUGUUAUUACGUGGAAGGCCUAAUUUUGAAAACUAGCCAUUUGCAUUUUAAACAUCAAAUUUCAGCUGCUGCAUGUUGUAGGUGGGCAAAACCAAGCAGUGUGAGCUUCCACUGUGAUUGGGUGUUCUCAGUUUUCCUUGAAAGUCCAGACUGAUUCUUCAUGUUGCUAGAAGUGGACUCUGUAAAAUUAAAGAUUUAUUCAAAUUA
Lepisosteus oculatus (spotted gar) is the source of this 4782-nucleotide messenger RNA. Its product is annotated as cytochrome P450 4B1-like. The record is from RefSeq and is a predicted model, not a curated record. Lineage: Eukaryota; Metazoa; Chordata; Actinopteri; Semionotiformes; Lepisosteidae. Gene Ontology annotation, molecular function: heme binding; oxidoreductase activity, acting on paired donors, with incorporation or reduction of molecular oxygen; iron ion binding.